GUCAUGCGGCAUUGAUCUUGAUGAAUGUGCUAGCAAUCCAUGUCGAAAUAAUGCCACUUGCAAAGAUGAAACUGCUGGAUUCAUGUGCAAUUGUACAGAUGGAUAUGCUGGCACAUUGUGUGAUGAAGACAUCAAUGAAUGCUUGAGCAGCCCCUGCAAUUAUAAUGGAACCUGUGUGGAUGUUGUGAACGGUUUCGUAUGCCAAUGUUCAGCAGGAUUUGAUGGAGUGUUAUGCAGCAUUAAUAUUGACGAAUGUUCUAGCAACCCCUGUCAAAAUGGCGCUGUCUGCAACGACUUGGUGAAUGGGUUGGAAUGUGACUGCCGAGGCGGGUUCGUUGGAACAUUCUGUGAGGAGGACAUUGACGAAUGUGCGAGCACUCCUUGUUUGAACAAUGGUACAUGUACUGACUUGGUAAAUAGUUUCAACUGUACAUGUGCUGCAGGAUUUGAAGAUGUUUUGUGCAGCACAGAUAUUGACGAAUGUUCAAGUAAUCCAUGUCAAAAUGGCGCUCGUUGUUCGGACUUGGUAAAUGAGUUUAUCUGCAGUUGUCAAGAUGGUUUCACAGGGCAGAUUUGUGAAGAGGAAAUUGACGAAUGCUCCAGCAGUCCUUGCUUGAACAAUGGUACAUGUACUGACUUGGUAAAUAGUUUUAACUGUACAUGUGCUGCAGGAUUUGAAGAUGUUUUGUGCAGCACGGAUAUCGACGAAUGUUCAAGUAAUCCAUGUCAAAAUGGCGCUACUUGUUCGGACUUGGUAAAUGAGUUUAUCUGCAGUUGUCAAGAUGGUUUCACAGGGCAGCUUUGUGAAGAGGAAACUGACGAAUGCUCGAGCAGUCCUUGCUUGAACAAUGGUACCUGUACUGACUUGGUAAAUAGUUUCAACUGUACAUGUGCUGCAGGAUUUGAAGAUGUUUUGUGCAGCACGAAUAUUGACGAAUGUUUAAGCGAUCCAUGUCAAAAUGGCGGUCGUUGUUCGGACUUGUUAGAUGAGUUUAUCUGCAGUUGUCAAGAUGGUUUCACUGGGCAGCUUUGUGAAGAGGAAAUUGAUGAAUGCUCCAGCAAUCCUUGCUUGAACAAUGGUACUUGUACUGACUUGGUAAAUAGUUUUAACUGUUCAUGUGCUGCCGGAUUUGAAGAUGUUUUGUGCAGCACAGAUAUUGACGAAUGUUCAAGUAAUCCAUGUCAAAAUGGCGCUCGUUGUUCGGACUUGGUAAAUGAGUUUAUCUGCAGUUGUCAAGAUGGUUUCACAGGGCAGCUUUGUGAAGAGGAAAUUGACGAAUGUGCGAGCACUCCUUGUUUGAAUAAUGGUACAUGUACUGACUUGGUAAAUAGUUUCAACUGUACAUGUGCUGCAGGAUUUGAAGAUGUUUUGUGCAGCACUAAUAUUGACGAAUGUUCCAGCAAUCCGUGUCAAAAUGGCGCUCGUUGUUCGGACUUGGUGGAUGAGUUUAUCUGCAGUUGUCAAGAUGGUUUCACUGGGCAGCUUUGUGAGGUGGAAAUUGAUGAAUGUGCGAGCAAUCCUUGCUUAAACAAUGGUACAUGUACUGACUUGGUAAAUAGUUUUAACUGUACAUGUGCUGCCGGAUUUGAAGAUGUUUUGUGCAGCACGAAUAUUGACGAAUGUUUAAGCGAUCCAUGUCAAAAUGGCGGUCGUUGUUCGGACUUGGUAAAUCAGUUUAUCUGCAGUUGUCAAGAUGGUUUCACAGGGCAGAUUUGUGAAGAGGAAAUUGACGAAUGCUCCAGCAGUCCUUGCUUGAACAAUGGUACAUGUACUGACUUGGUAAAUAGUUUUAACUGUACAUGUGCUGCAGGAUUUGAAGAUGUUUUGUGCAGCACGGAUAUCGACGAAUGUUCAAGUAAUCCAUGUCAAAAUGGCGCUACUUGUUCGGACUUGUUAGAUGAGUUUAUCUGCAGUUGUCAAGAUGGUUUCACUGGGCAGCUUUGUGAAGAGGAAAUUGACGAAUGCUCCAGCAAUCCUUGCUUGAACAAUGGUACAUGUACUGACUUGGUAAAUAGUUUUAACUGUUCAUGUGCUGCCGGAUUUGAAGAUGUUUUGUGCAGCACAGAUAUUGACGAAUGUUCAAGUAAUCCAUGUCAAAAUGGCGCUCGUUGUUCGGACUUGGUAAAUGAGUUUAUCUGCAGUUGUCAAGAUGGUUUCACAGGGCAGCUUUGUGAAGAGGAAAUUGACGAAUGCUCGAGCAGUCCUUGCUUGAACAAUGGUACCUGUACUGACUUGGUAAAUAGUUUCAACUGUACAUGUGCUGCAGGAUUUGAAGAUGUUUUGUGCAGCACUAAUAUUGACGAAUGUUCCAGCAAUCCGUGUCAAAAUGGCGCUCGUUGUUCGAACUUGGUGGAUGAGUUUAUCUGCAGUUGUCAAGAUGGUUUCACUGGGCAGCUUUGUGAAGAGGAAAUUGACGAAUGCUCCAGCAGUCCUUGCUUGAACAAUGGAACAUGUACUGACUUGGUAAAUAGUUUCAACUGUACAUGUGCUGCAGGAUUUGAAGAUGUUUUGUGCAGCACAGAUAUUGACGAAUGUUCAAGUAAUCCAUGUCAAAAUGGCGCUACUUGUUCGGACUUGGUAAAUGAGUUUAUCUGCAGUUGUCAAGAUGGUUUCACUGGGCAGCUUUGUGAAGAGGAAAUUGACGAAUGUGCGAGCAGUCCUUGUUUGAACAAUGGUACAUGUACUGACUUGGUAAAUAGUUUCAACUGUACAUGUGCUGCAGGAUUUGAAGAUGUUUUGUGCAGCACGAAUAUUGACGAAUGUUUUAGCGAUCCAUGUCAAAAUGGCGGUCGUUGUUCGGACUUGGUAAAUGAGUUUAUCUGCAGUUGUCAAGAUGGUUUCACUGGGCAGCUUUGUGAAGAGGAAGUUGACGAAUGCUCGACCAAUCCUUGCUUGAGCAAUGGUACAUGUACUGACUUGAUAAAUAGUUUUAACUGUACAUGUGCUGCCGGAUUUGAAGAUGUUUUGUGCAGCACAGAUAUUGACGAAUGUUCAAGUAAUCCAUGUCAAAAUGGCGCUCGUUGUUCGAACUUGGUAAAUGAGUUUAUCUGCAGUUGUCAAGAUGGUUUCACUGGGCAGAUUUGUGAAGAGGAAACUGACGAAUGUGCGAGCACUCCUUGUUUGAAUAAUGGUACAUGUACUGACUUGGUAAAUAGUUUCAACUGUACAUGUGCUGCAGGAUUUGAAGAUGUUUUGUGCAGCACUAAUAUUGACGAGUGUUCCAGCAAUCCAUGUCAAAAUGGCGCUCGUUGUUCGGACUUGGUGGAUGAGUUCAUCUGCAGUUGUCAAGAUGGUUUCACUGGGCAGCUUUGUGAGGAGGAAAUUAACGAAUGCUCCAGCAAUCCUUGCUUGAACAAUGGUACAUGUACUGACUUGGUAAAUAGUUUCAACUGUACAUGUGCUGCAGGAUUUGAAGAUGUUUUGUGCAGCACGAAUAUUGACGAAUGUUUAAGCGAUCCAUGUCAAAAUGGCGGUCGUUGUUCGGACUUGGUAGAUCAGUUUAUCUGCAGCUGUCAAGAUGGUUUCACUGGGCAGCUUUGUGAAGAGGAAAUUGACGAAUGCUCGAGCAGUCCUUGCUUGAACAAUGGUACCUGUACUGACUUGGUAAAUAGUUUCAACUGUACAUGUGCUGCAGGAUUUGAAGAUGUUUUGUGCAGCACAAAUAUUGACGAAUGUUCCAGCAAUCCGUGUCAAAAUGGCGCUCGUUGUUCGAACUUGGUGGAUGAGUUUAUCUGCAGUUGUCAAGAUGGUUUCACUGGGCAGCUUUGUGAAGAGGAAACUGACGAAUGUGCGAGCACUCCUUGUUUGAAUAAUGGUACAUGUACUGACUUGGUAAAUAGCUACAACUGUACAUGUGCUGAAGGAUUUGAAGAUGUUUUGUGCAGCACAGAUAUUGACGAAUGUUCAAGUAAUCCAUGUCAAAAUGGCGGUCGUUGUUCGGACUUGGUAAAUGAGUUUAUCUGCAGUUGUCAAGACGGUUUCACAGGGCAGCUUUGUGAAGAGGAAAUUGACGAAUGCUCGAGCAGUCCUUGCUUGAACAAUGGUACAUGUACUGACUUGGUAAAUAGUUUCAACUGUACAUGUGCUGCAGGAUUUGAAGAUGUUUUGUGCAGCACUAAUAUUGACGAAUGUUCCAGCAAUCCGUGUCAAAAUGGCGCUCGUUGUUCGGACUUGGUGGAUGAGUUUAUCUGCAGUUGUCAAGAUGGUUUCACUGGGCAGCUUUGUGAAGAGGAAAUUGAUGAAUGUGCGAGCACUCCUUGUUUGAAUAAUGGUACAUGUACUGACUUGGUAAAUAGUUUCAACUGUACAUGUGCUGCAGGAUUUGAAGAUGUUUUGUGCAGCACAGAUAUUGACGAAUGUUCAAGUAAUCCAUGUCAAAAUGGCGCUCGUUGUUCGGACUUGGUAAAUGAGUUUAUCUGCAGUUGUCAAGAUGGUUUCACUGGGCAGAUUUGUGAAGAGGAAACUGACGAAUGUGCGAGCACUCCUUGUUUGAAUAAUGGUACAUGUACUGACUUGGUAAAUAGUUUCAACUGUACAUGUGCUGCCGGAUUUGAAGAUGUUUUGUGCAGCACUAAUAUUGACGAGUGUUCAAGUAAUCCAUGUCAAAAUGGCGGUCGUUGUUCGGACUUGGUAAAUGAGUUUAUCUGCAGUUGUCAAGAUGGUUUCACAGGGCAGAUUUGUGAAGAGGAAAUUGACGAAUGCUCCAGCAAUCCUUGCUUGAACAAUGGUACAUGUACUGACUUGGUAAAUAGUUUCAACUGUACAUGUGCUGCAGGAUUUGAAGAUGUUUUGUGCAGCACAGAUAUUGACGAAUGUUCAAGUAAUCCAUGUCAAAAUGGCGCUACUUGUUCGGACUUGGUAAAUGAGUUUAUCUGCAGUUGUCAAGAUGGUUUCACUGGGCAGCUUUGUGAAGAGGAAAUUGACGAAUGCUCCAGCAGUCCUUGCUUGAACAAUGGUACUUGUACUGACUUGGUAAAUAGUUUUAACUGUACAUGUGCUGCCGGAUUUGAAGAUGUUUUGUGCAGCACAGAUAUUGACGAAUGUUCAAGUAAUCCAUGUCAAAAUGGCGCUACUUGUUCGGACUUGGUAAAUGAGUUUAUCUGCAGUUGUCAAGAUGGUUUCACUGGGCAGAUUUGUGAAGAGGAAAUUGAUGAAUGUGCGAGCAAUCCUUGCUUAAACAAUGGUACAUGUACUGACUUGGUAAAUAGUUUUAACUGUACAUGUGCUGCCGGAUUUGAAGAUGUUUUGUGCAGCACGAAUAUUGACGAAUGUUUAAGCGAUCCAUGUCAAAAUGGCGGUCGUUGUUCGGACUUGUUAGAUGAGUUUAUCUGCAGUUGUCAAGAUGGUUUCACUGGGCAGCUUUGUGAAGAGGAAAUUGACGAAUGCUCCAGCAAUCCUUGCUUGAACAAUGGUACAUGUACUGACUUGGUAAAUAGUUUUAACUGUACAUGUGCUGCCGGAUUUGAAGAUGUUUUGUGCAGCACAGAUAUUGACGAAUGUUCAAGUAAUCCAUGUCAAAAUGGCGGUCGUUGUUCGGACUUGGUAAAUGAGUUUAUCUGCAGUUGUCAAGAUGGUUUCACAGGGCAGCUUUGUGAAGAGGAAAUUGACGAAUGUGCGAGCACUCCUUGUUUGAAUAAUGGUACAUGUACUGACUUGGUAAAUAGUUUCAACUGUACAUGUGCUGCCGGAUUUGAAGAUGUUUUGUGCAGCACAGAUAUUGACGAAUGUUCAAGUAAUCCAUGUCAAAAUGGCGCUCGUUGUUCGGACUUGGUAAAUGAGUUCAUCUGCAGUUGUCAAGAUGGUUUCACUGGGCAGCUUUGUGAAGAGGAAACUGACGAAUGCUCGAGCAGUCCUUGCUUGAACAAUGGUACCUGUACUGACUUGGUAAAUAGUUUCAACUGUACAUGUGCUGCAGGAUUUGAAGAUGUUUUGUGCAGCACGAAUAUUGACGAAUGUUUUAGCGAUCCGUGUCAAAAUGGUGGUCGUUGUUCGGACUUGGUGGAUGAGUUUAUCUGCAGUUGUCGAGAUGGUUUCACUGGGCAGCUUUGUGAAGAGGAAAUUGACGAAUGUGCGAGCACUCCUUGUUUGAACAAUGGUACUUGUACUGACUUGGUAAAUAGUUUCAACUGUACAUGUGCUGUAGGAUUUGAAGAUGUUCUGUGCAGCACAGAUAUUGACGAAUGUUCCAGCAAUCCAUGUCAAAAUGGCGCUCGUUGUUCGGACUUGGUAAAUGAGUUUAUCUGCAGUUGUCAAGAUGGUUUCACUGGGCAGUUUUGUGACGAGGAUAUCAACGAAUGCUUGAGCAACCCAUGCUUCAAUGAAGGAACAUGUGUCGAUUUGAUCGGAUCGUUUUCAUGCAACUGUAGCGAGAUAUUCGCGGGUAAUUUUUGCGAGGUUGAUCUUGUCAAUGAUUGUAAUAAUACUCCAUGUCAAAAUGGAGGUGUCUGCCAAGAUUUUCCAAUGGGUUACAUUUGUACAUGCGCAGUAGGCUUUGAUGGCAACCACUGUGAGGUUGAUAUUGACGACUGUCUGAGCAGCCCAUGUUAUAAUUAUGGAGUCUGUGUUGAUUUGGUCAAUUCGUUUAUUUGCAACUGUAGUCAAGGUUUUGAGGGAGAGCAGUGUGAGAUCAAAAUAGAUGAAUGUGCCAGUUCACUUUGCCAGAAUGGCGCGUCAUGUAUGGAUUUGGAUAACGGUUUUAGAUGUAUUUGUGUCGAAGGUUUUAUCGGUGAGCUUUGUGACUCUGAGGACAGCUGUAUAAGUGAUCCUUGCCAAAAUGAGGCAAUCUGUUCGAACGAACUCCCUGGUUAUACGUGUACGUGUAAAGCCGGGUACCAAGGAGCGAACUGUGAGGUGGAUAUAGAUGAAUGUGGGAACCACCCAUGUCAACAUGACGGGAUUUGUGUGGAUCAAGUGAACGGGUAUGACUGCACAUGCCUCAAUGGAUUUACUGGUACAAACUGCAGUCAAGUUGUACCCUGUAAAUCGUCUCCUUGCCUCAACGGGGCUUCCUGCUUAACGACCUCCCAUCAUACAUUUACAUGCGCAUGUGCAAUCGGUUUCGAAGGCCCUCUUUGUGAUGACGACAUCAAUGAAUGUGAGUUUGAGCAGGGUGUUUGCUCUGAGAGAGCUGACUGUCAAAACGACAUUGGGAACUACUCGUGUGUGUGUAAAUCUGGGUUCAAAGGAGUAGAUUGUUUGGAACCAGACUACUGCGUUGACGUCCCAUGCUUCAAUAAUGCUACAUGUGUUUCAAUGGAAGAGACAUUCAGUUGUUCGUGUGCAAAUGGCUUUACAGGCAGCCAAUGUGAAACAGUGAUCGAGAAUGCAUGCGUUCCAACCGCGUGUCUCAACAAUGGAGAGUGCAUACUUGGAGAGGUUAACGGGGAGUAUAUGUGUUUAUGUCCCGUACAAUUCUACGGGAUGAAUUGUGAAAUAGACGUCGAAGUUCAUUCCAAUGUCAUUAUGGUGGACGGAUCCACUAUUGAAACAGACGUGUUUCAAACAGACACAGAAAACCUCAUCAGAUCAUCAAUGGAUGAUGAGACUGGCCAACACACGACGAUAGAGGUCGUCGUUGUAGCAACAGAUGAUUACGAAUCGACGUCGACAGGUGAACCAGUUACGCAGGUAACCUACCUAGUCACUGUGAACGGCACUGCGUUGAUGCCAACGGAUGUUACUGACAUGAUGAACGAGAUGGGUGAUGACGUCAUCGAUGACAUCAUGUCACACAGUCCAUUCAAAGGAGAGGUCGCCCCAAGAUCUGGACAAACAUGGGCAAAUGAAUACUGGUACAUCGUAGCGCUCGCUUGUGUAUCAGCCAUUCUACUGAUGUCCAUACCCACGUUUCUAAUAUGCAGGGCAAAGAAACGAAAGCAGAAGGUUGAUGUUACCAAUGAGGAGGGUAGCUCAUAUACAAUGGAGGCUGAUGGGGGUAGCUCAUAUAAAAUGGAGGCAUGGGGAGAAGAAGACGGAAGCCUAGGCUAUGAACAAGUCGAUGAAACACCAGGAGAAAACAUCUAGGGAUGACACAGAAGACAAUCACCACUGGAAAGAAAUUGUACUCCAAAGAAAACAUCAAAUGGGUGAAACUGCUUUAAUAUAAUAAUAUUAUCAGCACUAGGUUCUUAUGUGCACAUUCUAGUACCUAGAUCAAGGCACUUAACCACAUUCAUGUUCAACAGGCAU
Molecule: messenger RNA, 8188 nt
Organism: Asterias rubens (European starfish)
Lineage: Eukaryota; Metazoa; Echinodermata; Asteroidea; Forcipulatida; Asteriidae
Product: fibrillin-2-like
Exons: 6
Coding region: 83-8023 (2646 amino acids)
Biological process (GO): Notch signaling pathway
Molecular function (GO): calcium ion binding; Notch binding
Source: RefSeq, a predicted model, not a curated record